AAGGAGGAUAAGGUCUGAGGAUAAAUACUACUCUAGUCUAUUCUUAUCAAAAAACAUCCUCAUUCUAUUUUAUGUGUGAUAAUCCUUUUAAAGGAUUUUAUUUAAUGAACAAUGGUUGUUACAGUAGCAGAAUUAAACAAAAUUUUACGAACAGCUAAAAACUUUGAACGUGCUCUUAGUAAGGUCCAUGUAACUUCCUUAGGUGACGGCAAAUGCACUGCAGAAUUAAAAAUCGAAGAAGAACACACAAACGUGAUGGGUGGUUUGCACGGUGGAUUAUCAGCCACUUUAGUUGAUAGCAUUUCUACUUAUGCCUUGGUCAGUCAUAGGCAUGGUGUAUGUCCAAAUGUAUCUGUUCAUAUAAAUACAGAAUAUAUCAAAGGAGCCAAGUUAGGAGAUGAAAUUCAAAUUGAAGCUAAUACUGUUAAAGUUGGGAGGACAUUAUCAUUUUUAGAAGUUUUUAUUAAAGAUAAAAAAACAGGAGCACUUUUGGUUAAAGGAUCACACACCAAAUAUAUGAUGUGGCCAAAGGAUGAAAAAUAAACAAGAGUUUUUGUGAUUUCUGUAGAAAAACAAUUUGUUAAAAGUUAUUUAUGAUUUUUUUUUUGUAGUUUUACAUUGUUUUAAAUUUUAAGCAAUUCUAAUUUAUUUGAGAUUAAAAAUAAUUGAAGAAUUCUUAUUAACAUUUUAAUGCACUCAAACUGUCUACUCCUUUUUCAUAUCUGUUUUCGUCUCGACUUUAGAACUGCUCUCUUCAGCUUCUGGUUGCUUUCUUUUUGACAACAUUCCAGGUCUAUACAGAGGUAUUGUUGGCCGAUCCUUAUUCCUUAUCCUUCUAGAAUUGGACGAACUUGCCUCGUUUUUAUCCAAAUAAUCCUUCUCUUUUUGCUUGUCGUCAAAAUUAAAUUCCUUUUCAGAUGAUGAGGUUACUCUCUUGGAUGAACUUGCUUCAUUUGUUUCAGCAUAUUGCUUUUCUUCCUUCGUGUCAUCAAUAUCUAAUUCCUUCUCAGAUGAUGUUGAAGCUUGUUUGACAGUUUCUUCAGAAGCACUUUUCAGCUUGUCAGUAAAUUUGGAUUUUUCAUUUGAAUCAGCUUUUUUUUCAACUUCUAUGGGUGUUGAAUUUGUUGCUUUUGCCUCCUCUUCAAUUUUCUUUAGUACUGCUUUUUGGGCUUCAAUUUUUCUUUCUUCGCGCAUCUCACUGUACUUUUUAAUUUUUUUAGGAUAUGUUUUAGUUGGGGUUUUAGUGUCUUCUUUUUUAUAUUCAUCAUAAUGUUUUGGUCUAAAGUCUCUGUGGGAAUAAUCAUCUCGUUUAUUAUAUUCUCUACUGACUUCUGUAUAUUCUUUCUUGGGAAAUCUUGGUUUGAUUUCCUUCCUUUCCUUUUUCUCUUCUGGUUUUUUAUCUUUAGAUUUAUUCUCAGGAGGUUGCUUGUCAUCCUUUUUUUCUCUUGGACUUUUGUUCAAUUUUUCCUCAGAUGGUUCACUUUUAAUUUGUUCCCUGGGCGAUUCAUUCUUAGGCAACUUAAUAGGUUUUUUACCAUAUAAUUUAGUAGGUGAUUUAUCUUCAUAAUGAUUCUCAUCGUAAUAUUUGCCAUAUUUCUUAUUUUCAUAUUCUUUUUUGCGUUUUUCACGCUCUUCUCGUCUGACUUCCCUUAUCUUCUGUUUUUGAGCUCUUUUAUUUUUGAUGAAUUCCAGAAGUGGUGUAGUUAUGUCCUUAUUCUUGUCAUCUCCUCUUUCAUUUAAUUGUAACGUAUAUUCAGGCUUUGCUUCUUGUUCCACAGGCUUAUUUAGACUGGCAACAAAUUCCAAAUAAUAUGUAUCCUCUUCAAUGCUAUUACAUUUUGGAUCCAUACGUAGUUUUCCACGUUUUUUGGGGAUUUUUUGAAAGGCAGCAAACUCCACUACAGCCGUGUAUUCGUGGCCCUUAUUGUCAACAAACACAUAAUUGUCAAACUUUUCAUUAAAACCAUAAACAUCUUCAGGGCACACAAAAUUGAUGUAGACUCUGGAGAAAGCAUUUUCUCCCAAACUCAUAUCACCCUUUACAUGGUAUAUGUAAUUGUAAUCGGGAACUGGGGACGCUUGCUCUAAAAAUUGCACUAGGGUCAUCGUUGGCGGUAAUCUUCGAAUGAUCACUUUGGUGAACGGUUUUUCUUUUUUGUCUGGACGUUUAUUUGCAUCUGUUAAGGUCAUUAUAAUAGAUUGGGAACGAUCGGUCAUACAAAAUUCCUCUUUAUGUUGAUAUGUUCUACUUUACUUGGUUUACAAAAUUCAUCAUAAAUCAAUUCUUGUUACAACUUGGUCUGGUCAAUAAAAUAAAUAGAAAUAAUAUUACAAAUGACAUAUACAUGAAUGAA
This is a messenger RNA of Ceutorhynchus assimilis (cabbage seed weevil), 2354 nucleotides long. The record is from the annotation of a GenBank genome assembly. Lineage: Eukaryota; Metazoa; Arthropoda; Insecta; Coleoptera; Curculionidae.